AUGAAUCUGAAUAAUUUAGAUGACUUAGACACAUAUGUCAACUACAAUCCACUCAAAGGCGUGCUUGCUUAUGAGUCAUCAGGUGAUGAAUACGAAGCUGUACAUAAAAAAGAAAGUCGAUGGACAGUAAGACCUACACAGAUUUGGUACCAAUAUCUCAGAAAGACAUCUUUUAAAAAAAAUGCUGCACUUGUUUCUUAUGAUAAUGCAAACUAUGUUAUAGUUACGGAUAACGAUAAUAAUAAGCCUAGUACAUCGUUAUUACGGGUUGAUCUUUCACCAGAAUGGAAACACCAACUCCAAAUCUCGGACUUCGUAAGCGAUAAUGAUGAUGAAUCCAUAAAAGAUCCAAACUAUGAGUCAGAUUCUAGUACUUCUAGUUCAUCCUCCUUUUCUACAUCAAGUGACAGUUUUAGCUCAAGCAGCAGUUAUAGUCCAGGUUGA
Molecule: messenger RNA, 444 nt
Organism: Diabrotica balteata
Lineage: Eukaryota; Metazoa; Arthropoda; Insecta; Coleoptera; Chrysomelidae
Source: the annotation of a GenBank genome assembly